GCUUGGCAAGUGAGGGUGAAGAGGGCAGCGGGGAGGCCCAGGAUGCCCAGGCUGCGUGUCCCGGGGGAGCGUCAGCCGCUGCUGCGCCCUCCUCCCCGGGUGCCCCGACCACGGCGGAGGACAGCGGUGGCCGCGGUGCUGCUGGUGGAGACGCUGGAGCGGGCCGCCUUCUUCGGGGUGUCCGCCAACCUCGUGCUGUACCUCAACAGCGGCCACUUCAACUGGGCCGGCAGCCAGGCGUCCUCCGCAGCCCUGGUCUUCCUGGGCGCGUCCUACCUGCUGGCGCCCGUGGGCGGCUGGCUGGCCGACGUGUACCUGGGUCGCCACAACGCCAUCACGCUCAGCCUGCUGCUCUACCUGGCCGCCGCCAGCCUGCUGCCCGCCGCCGCCAUUUACCACACCUCCUUCUGCGGGGAGAAGCCCCUGUAUCCGCUGUCCACCCCCUGCACCGGACCAGGCUGCCAACUCGACUGGCCCAAGCCCUACUGCGCACCCACCCUCUACGUCGGGCUGCUGGUGCUCGCCCUGGCCGCCAGCUCCAUCAGGAGCAACCUCACCUCCUUCGGCGCCGACCAGGUGAUGGACCUUGGCCGCCAUGCCACCCGCCGCUUCUUCAACUGGCUUUAUUGGAGCAUCAACGUGGGGGCCGUGCUGUCGCUGCUGGUGGUGGCCUUUAUCCAACAGAACAUCAACUUAAUACUGGGCUACUGCAUUCCCGUGGGCUUUGUGACCCUGGCCUAUUUCAUCUUCCUCUUUGCCAGCCCCAUCUUCAUCACCAAGCCCCCCACAGGCAGCCAAGUGUCCUCGAUGCUUAAGCUUGCUAUCCAGAACUGCUGUCCCAGGCUGUGGCGAUGCUUUGCCCGAGACCCUGAAGAGGGCCAGCUGCUGCCUGACCAGAGGACUCCCCAGCCUGGCCCUUCUCCACAAGAGGACAUCAUCAACUUCCAGGUGCUGGUGAAGGUCUUGCCCGUCAUGGUGACGCUGGUGCCCUACUGGAUGGUGUACUUCCAGAUGCAGUCCACGUACGUCCUACAAGGCCUUCACCUCAAAAUCCCGAACAUUUUCCAAGAAUCCAUCAAUAGCUCCAUGGUUCUGAGAGCCCAGAGCCACACCUACAGGAUCCCGGAAGCUUGGAUCCUGCUGGCCAACGUCGUGGUGGUGCUGAUCCUGGUGCCCGUGAAGGACCACCUGAUCGACCCCUUACUGCUGCGGUGCCAGCUGCUCCCCUCGAGUCUGCAGAAGAUGGCUCUGGGCAUGUUCUUUGGCUUCGCCUCAGUCAUUGUGGCAGGAGUCCUGGAGAUGGAGCGCCUAAAAUACAUCCAGCGAAAUCAGACGGUGCCCCAGCAGAUCGGCCAGGAAAUAUACGACGCCGCGCCACUGUCCAUCUGGUGGCAGAUCCCUCAGUACUUGCUCAUUGGGAUCAGCGAGAUUUUUGCCAGCAUUCCAGGCCUGGAGUUUGCAUACUCAGCGGCCCCUCGCUCCAUGCAGGGCGCCAUCAUGGGCAUCUUCUUCUUCCUGUCGGGGCUGGGCUCGCUGCUGGGCUCCGGCCUGCUGGCCCUGCUGGCGGUCCCAUCGGCCUUGGCCUGGAUGUACUGCCCCAAGGACUUUGGGAAUAUCAACUAUUGCCGCAUGGACUACUACUUCUUCCUGCUGGCCGGCAUCCAGGCCGCCACGGCCCUCCUGUUCAUCUGGAUCGCCAGGCGCUACGAGAGGGCGGCGCCCGGCCCAGCCUCCCCGAGCCAUUCCGGCAGAGACAGGGGCUGAGCGCGUCCCGACCCAUCCCCUCUCUUCGGUCUCCCGGACC
Messenger RNA from Talpa occidentalis (Iberian mole), 1804 nucleotides. It is a transcript of the gene SLC15A3, whose product is annotated as solute carrier family 15 member 3. Bases 43 to 1764 code for a protein of 573 amino acids. The transcript is spliced from 8 exons. The record is from RefSeq and is a predicted model, not a curated record. Gene Ontology annotation, molecular function: transmembrane transporter activity. Gene Ontology annotation, biological process: transmembrane transport. Lineage: Eukaryota; Metazoa; Chordata; Mammalia; Eulipotyphla; Talpidae. Gene Ontology annotation, cellular component: lysosomal membrane.